AUGAUAUCCCACCUCCUCGGCCACCCCCUCCGCUUCACAAUCUCCACCCUCAAAAUAACCUGCCUCGCCCACCUCGCCCUCUCCCACGCCCUCCAGGUCUCCCCCGCCCAGGGCCCCUCCAUGCUGCCCACCUUCACCGUCGACGGCGACUGGAUCGCCGCCGACAUGACAUACCGCCUCGGCCGCGGCGUCAAGGUCGGCGACCUCGUCCUCUACAAGAUCCCCAUCUUCGCCACCCAAAACGGCGUCAAGCGCGUCAUCGGCAUGCCCGGCGACUACGUCUCCCUCGGCACUCCAGGCGAGCCGGGCGAGGAGCAGAUGAUCCAGGUUCCCGAGGGCCAUUGCUGGAUUGUUGGCGAUAACCUCCCCGCCUCGCGAGACUCGAGGCAAUUCGGCCCCUUGCCACUCGCCUUGAUCCAGGGCAAGAUCAUAGGCAAGAUACUGCCCUGGAAAGACCGCCAAUGGGCAAAAGAUGGUCUCGAAAAAGUAGACCCCUGA
Messenger RNA from Trichoderma reesei QM6a, 498 nucleotides. RefSeq lists its product as uncharacterized. NCBI's taxonomy places the organism in Eukaryota, Fungi, Ascomycota, Sordariomycetes, Hypocreales, Hypocreaceae. Gene Ontology annotation, cellular component: mitochondrial inner membrane peptidase complex; membrane. Gene Ontology annotation, molecular function: serine-type endopeptidase activity. The record is from RefSeq and is a predicted model, not a curated record. The coding region runs from base 1 to 498 and encodes 165 amino acids. The transcript is spliced from 2 exons.